AAAUACUUGCGGUGCAUUUAGUAAGCACUCGCAACACUUAAUGACAUGUACUAUAUCUUAUCUAGUACCUUGCCUCCAAAGCCCUCAUCAGCUUGCCAACAUGUCUACAUCAACAUCAAACCAUCCCCUGCCUAUUCUUAUUGUAGGAGGCGGACCGACCGGUCUCGUUCUCGCCCUUGCCCUGUUGCGAAGUCGAAUUGAUGUUCGUCUCAUCGAGCGCAGCUCUGUCCCACACGAAGGCAUCCGCGGAACGGCGAUAACUCCCCGUACACUAGAGCUGCUUUCUCUCCUUCAGGCCGCUGACAAUGUCCUUGCCGUCGCAACACCCCCUCUGCUCAUGGCCAUCUACGGCGACGACGGAAAGACCCUUCUCAAAGAACUCAAGUGGUCCCCUGACGCCGAUGACUCCCCCGCCAUACCUUACCGCCACAUAGCCUCCAUCAGUCAAACACAGCUCGAGAAAGUGCUCCGUAAACACGUGGAGAAACUCGGCGGUAAGAUCGAAUUGGGCCUACAGUUACUUGACAUUCCGAAGAACAGCCAGCAGGGCGUGACAGCCCGUGUCAAAUCAGAGGAUGGCACCGAGUUUACAAUCGACUGCGCGUAUCUCCUCGCUGCUGACGGCGCCAAAGGUCGAAUCCGCAGGUUGUUGGGUUUAUCCUUCCUAGGCGAGACCAACGAUUCUGAAAGAAUGUUCACCGCCAACGCCCUUGUACCCGGUAUCGAUAGAGACCACUGGCACCGCUGGGGCGAUUUUGCCAAAACGGCUGUCGCUCUUAAACCUUUGUACCCUGCCCCGUUAUUCCAUUUGCAAGCUUUGGGUCCGACCCUACCUGAAACGCUUCCAGACGAUACGAAGGGCGUGCAGAGCCUGUUCAAUUCUGUCGCUCAUCGAGAUGACCUUAUUAUCGAAGAAGCAUCCUACGUGUCCGAGUGGAGGGCGAAUAUUCGCAUGGUGGAUAAAUUCUGCGUGGGGAGAGUUUAUCUAGCUGGAGACAGCGCUCAUGUUCAUUCGCCUGCUGGCGGACAAGGAACCAAUACAGCUAUGCAGGACGCUAUCAACCUCGCUUGGAAGCUCGCCCUCGUACACAAAGGCCUCUCCCCGCCCUCCCUCCUCGAGACGUACGAAACCGAGCGCAUGCCCGUCGUCGCCGAGAUGCUCAACCUAACCACCCAACUACACGAACGAGCCUUCAACCGCAUCCCCUCCACCGCCCGCAGCUCCCCAACCGAAGACCCCAUCGACCCCAUGUCCAGGCCGCUCAACCUCCUCCAGCUCGGCAUCAACUACCGCUGGAGUCCGAUCGUAGUGGAGGGCAGGGAUAAAGCCGAGGCGAGGGGGCAUCAGGAUCCGCACGGUGUGGCGGGCGGCGAGCUUCGAGCGGGCGAUCGGGCACCGGACGCCACCGAUCUGUCCGUAAGGGGCAAAGACGAAGGCGGAGCGACGACAUCGCCGCCGGUGGCGCAUCACACCAUGUACGGACUCGUCGCUGCCGCGAAAGGCAAGCACGUCAUCCUGAUCUUCCCUGCCUCUUUGGAGGACGUGAGGGGCAGUGUGGAGGGUUUGAGAGGCUAUGUGCAGAGCGGGGUGGCUGAGGCGUUGGUCGUGCUGGAGCCUGGGAUGCGAGAGGCGGUAGGCGGGGUUGAGGCGUAUGGCGCUCGGGUUUGCGUGGACGAGAGUGGACACGCGCGUACUGGAUAUGGCGUCGAGACAGGUUCCACCGCUAUUGUCGUCGUUCGUCCCGACGGAAUCAUCGGCGCUUAUGUCCUUGGCAUCGAUCAGGCCCACGAAUAUUUUUCUCGAAUUCUGUAUGUGUGAGAUAGAAAAGAAAUGAGUGUACGAUAUGUAUUGAUGACGAAAUCAAUUGCUUCCUACAAGAG
This is a messenger RNA of Serpula lacrymans var. lacrymans S7.9, 1881 nucleotides long. RefSeq lists its product as uncharacterized. The record is from RefSeq and is a predicted model, not a curated record. Gene Ontology annotation, molecular function: FAD binding. The transcript has 11 exons. NCBI's taxonomy places the organism in Eukaryota, Fungi, Basidiomycota, Agaricomycetes, Boletales, Serpulaceae. Bases 41 to 1819 code for a protein of 592 amino acids.